AUGAUGGACACCGCGGACAGCGCAUGCGCGGGCGGGGAGGGAGAUUGUGAUGUCGAGGCGGGGAGAGGGCCGGGAUGCAGUGCGCCGGGGCGGGGGGAAGCAUUCGCGCUGCUGAAGCUGCCGCUGGAGGUGCUGAUGGCGGUGAUGGGCAGGCUGGAGGCGAUCAGCCUGGCGAGGCUGGAGCUGGCGGCGCGCGCGUUCCACGGCCGCCACCCCGUGGCGGGCCUGCGGCUGACGGAGCUGGCGGCCCGGGACGCGCUGCGCAAGCGCGUAGGGGCGGAUCUGUACGGGUGUUGGAGUUACCCUUCGUGGAAGGAGCGGCUGUACUUGGAGGAGUCAGGUGUGGGGUUCCAAUAUGACCUGGGCAUGGCAGAGGGCUUCACAUUCAACUGCGAUCGGAGUGGCAGUGCAGUGAAGGUGGUCAAGCUCAUGGGUCUGGGCCCAAAGAUGCUGGUGUCUGACCUGUCGACAAGCGAGAAGCGCGUCCUUAGGUGGAAGCUGCGUGUGCUUGGCAACACAGCUGUGGAGUUCGGAGCGGUGCCCAGCCACCUGCAGAAACGAAGGAAAGCGUUGCACAAGUGCCUGACAGAGACUGGGAACGCCUUCUGUAUCGGGUUCUGCUCGCAAGUGACUGUUGGCAGCCAGCUUCCCUUUCGCGUACCAGUGGUCAAGGGCACCACCGUCGAUGUGCUUGUGCGGCCAGGCAAGGCGCAGUUCAUCGUGAAGAAUCCAGCAGAUGCAUCGAAUACGCACUGGGAAAACAACCACAGGGUCCACACAGAAUAUAGGGGCCCUGGCGAGAUCAGCUUCACACAGUACUUUGAGGACGACCUGGAUGUAAAACUGGCACUGACUGCCUGGGCAAAGGCCAUGUUCCACGUGCUGCACGUUUGCAGGGGCACCGUGUCACUCAGCCAGCCUGCCGAGCCGCAGGCCAGCGACGCUCAAGACACCGAGAUGGUCACGUGCUGA
Ostreobium quekettii is the source of this 972-nucleotide messenger RNA. The record is from the annotation of a GenBank genome assembly. NCBI's taxonomy places the organism in Eukaryota, Viridiplantae, Chlorophyta, Ulvophyceae, Bryopsidales, Ostreobiaceae.